Molecule: messenger RNA, 819 nt
Organism: Westerdykella ornata
Lineage: Eukaryota; Fungi; Ascomycota; Dothideomycetes; Pleosporales; Sporormiaceae
Product: U3 small nucleolar RNA-associated protein 11
Exons: 3
Coding region: 1-819 (272 amino acids)
Biological process (GO): rRNA processing
Cellular component (GO): nucleolus; small-subunit processome
Source: RefSeq, a predicted model, not a curated record
AUGUCGUCCAUGCGCAAUGCGGUCCAGCGCCGCAACCACAAGGAGCGCGCUCAGCCGCUUGAGCGCGAGAAAUGGGGGCUUUUGGAAAAGAAAAAAGAUUAUAAGCUGCGCGCAGCGGAUCACAAGGAGAAGAAGAAGAGAUUAAAACUCUUAAAGCAGAAGGCGUUGGAGAGGAAUCCGGAUGAGUUCUCUUUUGGAAUGAUGUCCUCGAAAGUCGACUCCGCAGGCCGCAAAAUAGCCGAUCGAGGGAAUAAGCCGUUGUCCAUGGAAGUCGUCAAGCUACUCAAAACACAGGAUGCGGGAUACAUACGGACGAUGCUGCAGAUGGUGCGGAAAGAACGGCAAAAACUGGAAGAGAAGAUUCUGUUAGAAGGGAAGCAGGUGGUGCCACUGGGAAGGGAACAUGAGGGCAAGAGGGCAGGGCACACGGUAUUUGUGGAGGGAAAAGAGGAACAGCGGAAAUUUAAGCCUGACGACUGGUUUGGAAAGGGCGGCGAGUGGCCAGACAGAGAAAAGAGGCAAAGGAAGGCACGAGAUGAUGCGGAGGAGGAGGAAGAGGAAGAAGAGAAGCCGAAGAAGUUGACCAAGAAGCAGCUGGAGGCGAAGUUGCGGGAGGAGAAAGAGAAGAGGGCUUUGCAGAAGCGAAGAGAGCGGACACAAGAGAGAAUGGAGAUACAUUUGGAAGCUGUGAAGAAGAGGGAGAGGGAGUUGAUGGCGGCUGAGCAGGAGCUGGAGAUGCAACGGGCGAAGAUGAACGGUUCGGUCGGUGGCGUGAACAAGGAUGGCGUCAAGUUCAAGAUUAGGCAGAGGAAGAAAUGA